Messenger RNA from Temnothorax curvispinosus, 862 nucleotides. RefSeq lists its product as uncharacterized. Gene Ontology annotation, molecular function: olfactory receptor activity; odorant binding. Gene Ontology annotation, cellular component: plasma membrane. The transcript has 3 exons. The annotation marks the transcript as partial. Gene Ontology annotation, biological process: sensory perception of smell; detection of chemical stimulus involved in sensory perception of smell. The record is from RefSeq and is a predicted model, not a curated record. NCBI's taxonomy places the organism in Eukaryota, Metazoa, Arthropoda, Insecta, Hymenoptera, Formicidae.
UUACUAUUGGUCCGUUUGUAUGCUCUUGGGCAUGUUCAUGUUCCUAAUGCUAAACUUGCAUAUGAGCUAUAUUCACAGACAUAACUUAGUACUUAUGAUGAGAUACAUAGGCAUAGGAACAUCUGCAGUUGGAGCCAUUCUCAAGGUGGGAACCUUCCUCUUCAAUCGCCGAUCUCUGAUAAAUUAUCACCGGACGCUGAAUGAUCUUUUCGAGGAGGAGCUUGCGCGGAACGAGAAAACGCGAACGAUAAUGCUUUCGUUCCUGCCCACAAUGUGCAUCUUGGCGUACACAUAUUCUGCCAUUAUGAUGGCAUUAGUCUUGGCGUAUUUUGUUCCUCCAUAUUUAUUCAUAAUCCGCGAUCUCCGUCAUCUCCAUUUAACUACGAAUUACACCCUACCACUCAGUAGAAGAUACGGGCACUUCUGGCCCGUUCCCGACAAUUUUUUGUAUCAUUUUCAUCUGCUCCUCGAGACGAGUCUAGCAUCGCUCAGCAGCACAACGGCGGCCAGCGUUGAUAGUGCCUUUGGCUUAUAUGUCUAUCAAUUUGCCUCGACGAUGCACGCCAUGACUUUCAGGCUCACGAAUCCUUUGCCCACCGAGAAGUUUUCAGACGUUCUAAGGACGUGCGUGGAGAAGCAUCAGAAGCUACUGCAAUGCCGUGACACGCUGGAGCAUAACUAUGGGCAUUUUGUCCUUUACCACGUUGUCUCCAACGCCGUGCUUCUUUGCUCACUGAUAUACGAGGCGAUGACAUUCUCGAGCUUUAACGUUAGGAACUUAACCGAGUUUAUGACAUUCGCUUUAGUAAAACUGUUUCAACCGUUUAUAUACACAUGGUACGGCACUGUCCUCACAAAUGCG